Molecule: messenger RNA, 291 nt
Organism: Parnassius apollo (apollo)
Lineage: Eukaryota; Metazoa; Arthropoda; Insecta; Lepidoptera; Papilionidae
Source: the annotation of a GenBank genome assembly
AUGAUUCGGCUAAAUGUCAGUUACUUAUAUGGAAAAAUUAUCAGGGUUGGCGGAGGGACAUCUAAUAUGUUGGCUCAUCUCAAGAGAAGUCAUCCACAGGCAACAGUGCCAGUCAAUCCUGAGCAGCAUGCCAUCAAUGACAAGGAGCAAUCUAUCCCGCUCACGUCAAAUAAUACUGACCAAGAGCAUCCACGGAAAACCUUAAUGCAAAUCAAGUUGAAAAUGAAUAUGGGGAAUAUCAAAAAGGAAAUAGAUGAAUAUCUUACAUUGAUGAUCGCCACCAAUUUCUAG